GCAAACGUUGCCCAAAGGUUGCUGAUUUUUUUCAGAGACUUUCAGUUCCAUAGCAUUGAGCACGGAGGAAGUUACACGACAUAUUCGAAGGUGAAACUUUCCAGUUCAGUAAUUUAACCUUUUAUAUAAGUCUGGCCGCUGAUUUCUCCUGGGAGAAGGACUUUCUGCGGUUUCCAUCUCUCUAUCCCGCGGCUGGUACACACGAUCUGUAUGACUCCCUCGAUCAAGUGUGCGAGGAUGGAGUCGGUCUCAUCUGUGCAAUUCGUAGGGCAAAUUUGAUACGGACGGAUUUCAUUGUCCCACACCGGUGAUGGGUUUAUAUAGUCAAGGGUUCUCCGUUUUAGAGUGUGGCUCUCCCUUGUGUUGUAUCAAUGGUAUCAGAGCCAACUCGGAGUGGUGGCCGUGACCAACUAGGACGUUGGGCCUUAUGGGGGUCGAAUGAUACGUUUAUGUCAAUUGUGCCGGUUUUUAUUGUUUGUUUUUACAAUGAAGAUGCAGUGAGGGAUUUGCUUGAUGAUGGAUUCUACCUGAUAGAUUCCUAGAGACAUUUCUUGGCAUAUAGGCAGGUUAUGGUUUUUGCAGAACUUAUUAUCAAGAAGCAUAUAUGUUGGACUUUAUAUUUUUUGUGCUCAUUUGUCAUAUCCUGAAUGCAUGCACAAAGUGACUGAUACAUUUGUUUUGCAAUGCCCUCAAAAAACUUACCACAACCUGCUAUGAACUAUAGAGAGAUCAGGAUUCCGACCCAGUUAGUAAAAGGAGAGUAUGAAAUUUAGUCUAUAGAAACCUAGGAGGAACAAAACAUAAUUGUGGGAAACUAAAAUAUGGCCAUUUGGAUCAAUAAUGCAUGAAUUAGCAUUUAGCAAAACUGCAAAUACAAAUAAAUUAAAAUUAUGAAAUCUUACAUCUGUUCUUAGUAAUAUUUUCGUACAAGAUAUCAUCAACUGUUAUGUCUAAUUUUAAUGGUGACCGACCUCACACUUACCAGAGUAUAUCCUGUGAAAACAGCAGGUUCAUCUGCCUCUUUAUCAGUUACAUAGUAACCUAUGUGACCUUUAGUAUGGCUUUAAAUAGCAGUUAAGAAACAGUUAAAACAUUUUAAAGAGUUGAUAUGGUGGCAUCGGAAGCAAUAAAGAGGCACGAGGUUAAAAACAGAGUGUGAUAUCCAUUUGCAUGCAUUUUCGAAGAACUUGCUUAGUUAUGGAAGUAAUAUAUAUUACUCCUCUUCUAUUAUUUGUUAACCACUUGCAAGACUACUUGACCUUAGUUUAUUUCCAGCUGAUCUUUGAGAACCAAGCACCGGCGUCACAAUUGGCUUCCGGUACAAGAUGUGCUUCUUCUACCCCACUUUCCCAUCAAUGCCUCCAUCACCGACGAAAAAACUCAAUUGAGAUCCGAAACUUCCUUGGAGAAAAGAAGGUAUUCCUCUUCUUUUUUUGUUAUGUUCGGUUUUGAUCGAUCGGUUCUUCAAUGGUGCUCCUUUGCCCCUUUUUUUUGCCCAUUUGCAUUUGAUUUUCUACGCCUGCAUAGAUUUCUGUUGCAUUUCUUUUGAUAAUUGUGGAUGCUGUUAUACUCAAUAAUUUGAAUAAAUAUUACUAAAUCUUCUAUUUAAAAAAAAACAGAGUACAUAAUGUGUUAGCAUGUCUCAUGCUAUUUCAGUUAUGUUUGGGCAGAGAAUAUGUCUGAUGGUUUGUGAUAAGAAUGAUACUUUUUUGAUGUGUCUUUUUAUGCAGAUUUUUUGUUUCUAUAGGGGUAAGACUAUAAAAGCUUGUUUCCAUGAGAUGAAGGGAGCACUUAUUUGUUUUCACUCUUUUCGGCCACUGUGAUGUGUGAAAGUAUAACUUUAAGAGUACCUAAUUAUUCUUUUCAUAGUAGUGUGAUAUGUGUGUGAAUUUGCAUCAAAGAAACAAAUUAAUUUUGUGACAGUGGAAAAUUAAAUCCUUGCUCUCUUAAAAAGAUUUAAUCAAUUUACUUGAUUGUUGGAAGAUUUAAGCAGGGAGGCGACAGCAAACCUAGCAAUGGCAGCUACCCUCGCAACAUUGAACUUCCUUCAAAAGAUCUUUAAGCUGGGCAGCGCCGCUUAUGAACUAGACAUUGGUGGAUGUAGAUCUAAGGGUGUGCAGUGAAGAGAAAGGUUGUCGAUAUAUGGGGAUGCAAGGAUUGUGGCAAUGUCAAAGCAAGAGGGGCAUACAUCUUGAAGUAAUUUUUCAGAACUAUCCAACUCUUUUGUUAUGCCUUUUCAACAUUAAAAUCCUAACAUCAGCCCCGAAUUCAAGUUUCUCUCAAAGGUAGUACUAUAAGUUUGAAUGAAAUAUUAAGAUGUCAAAACAUCAAAUUCAGUUUGUUUACCUUCAGUUUGUUCCUUUUCAAGUUCAAGGGAGCUCUCCUUAUCAACAUCAAAGUGAAUGCCAACUUUAUUAUUUUGAUUAUGUUCUAAACUGUCAGUUUCAUAGCUUUGGAACUCAUCAUGAUCCUUGAAAACAAACUCCAAACCAUAUUCAAUUUCACUUUCACAAUGACUCACAGAAGUUUUAACUUUUUCUUGAGAUAACAAUAAUUCAGCCCCUAAUUUAGUUUCAAUGCACGGGUGAAACUCAUUAUGUAUUAGAAAUACUCUUUCAUGAUCUUGGUGCUUCCAAAUUUAUGAAACUGACAGUUUAGAACAUAAACAAAAUAAUAAAGUUGCAUUCACUUUGAUGUUGAUUUUCUUAGGCAAAGUGAACCUUUAAAGGUUAAAUUUUAGAGAGAAUCUAUAUUCUUUAAACGAUGUCAUGAUAUUCUUCCAUGUCAUUAUUAAUCGUGCAACGCUGAAAAUACUCUUUUUCUAGGCAUUGCAGUCUAAUCACUCUGUUUCAUUUGCAAAGUAGUUAUUGCAUCCGCGCUUAACUAUGGACUCCUGGCAUGGUGCAAUAAGAUUAUUGGGCUUGCUUUAGUUUCUCUCUACAAUGCUCUUCAACCUGCUGCCUCAGCAAAGAAGGACAGGAGAAAUGCUUGCGGGCUAUUAGAAUGAGAUUCAUGAGAUUGAGAAAUAUGUUCGUCGCUUUCCUCUGAGAGGGGUUGAACCCGUUGGAGUGCAGAGUCAGGGAUGUGUUUCAAAAUCGAUCUUACUCCAUUCUGCGAGUAGAUUCUGCCAUGGUAAGUACAUUCCUGAAGCACAAAUACGUCGCUUAUCUUUCAAUGUUCUCUGCUAUAAAGAACCGAUUCUUAGUGCCUGUUUGGGAUGACUUAUGAAAACUACUUUUCUGCUUAGGUUCAAAUUGCUAUAUUUUCCCUUAGAUUUGUGUAAAAGUUUAUCUCAAAAAAAUUGAUAUUUAAAAUUAUUAUGAUGUUAAUUGCCCCAUCAGUACUGAAUUAUAUUGAAGCAUGUGAUUUUAUUUGGUUCAGAGGUACACUUCCAAUUUAUUCCACACAACCCCGAACGGCCCACGUUUAAAUCUUUUGAGAAUGUCAUUCACAUAGAUGAGAAGUGGUUCAACAUGACAGCCAUCUCGAAGGUACUAAAUGGGUCUAAACGAGAAAUAUCCUCAUAGGACAUGUAAGUCAAAGAGAUUCAAAACCAAAGUUAUGUUUUUGUGUGUUGUGUGUAGACCUGUAUUUUUUGACCAGGUUGAGUUUUCAUGGGAUGAGAAACUGGGAAUAUACCCAUUAACAAAAACAAUCCCAGCCAAAAGGAAUAAAAACUGAGAAGCAGGGGUGUUGGAGGUUAAACCUAUAGGCAGUGUCAAUAAAGAGGUUAGCAAAGCCAAUUUAAUCAAACAAGUCAUACCCACAAUCAAAGAGAAAUUGCCAACAUUUAGGGGCAGAGACAUUGUGAUCCAACAAGACAAUGUUAUACCCCAUAUUGCUAAACACUAACUUAAACUUUGUGUCAGCUGGGACACCAAAUGGGCUUAACAUUACACUAGCCCAACAAUCCCCAACUCCCCUGAUUUGAACAUCCUAGACCUGCAAUUCUCUAUAACUAUCCAGUCAGCAUCAGACAGAUCAGCUCCAAAGAGUGAGGCUGACUUGAUUGAGGUUCUAGAGAAUGCAUAUGGGCAACCGACUGGACGCGCACUAUGAACAAGGUGUGGCUGAGCUACCAACACUCCAUUCAGAAAAUAAUGAAGGUGUAAGGAGGCAACAACUAUAAGGUCCCUCACAUGGCCACAAAAUGUGAGGAAAGGAGGGCACACUGCCCUGUGUCAUUGACAUAGAGGAAGGAGUGUUGGCAAAAACACAAGUCCUAGGCCUACACACUGAGACAGUAGCUCUCUCCAGCAAAUAUGGGUCAGUGUUGAACUCAAACUAUAUCCACUCCAUUUUUUUGGGGGCCUCUCAUGUAAUUGAUAUGGGUGUAUAAUGAUUUUUUUUGUGUUUUGAGUUUUGGAAACUUUUUAUGUUUUUGGGAUAGCCUGCUUAGAAUGCAUUAUAUAUUUAUAUAUCUCUGUCCCUACUAACUUCUUUCCCUACGAUUCACUUCUUCAAGCAUUAAACAUGUCACCAAAUUGGGCUCCCCUCAACAGGCUCAAAUCCUGCAAGACAUCAAGAUGCUGUGAAAUUGAGGCUUUUGCGUCAUUACGAUUUAAAGACAAGAAAUAGCACACAAACAACGGCCUAUGGGCAUGAGGCAAUCUUUCAAGAUGACAAGGGUAAUCGCAUACAUGCCUUUUGUGAGAAGCCGUUGAUACCACACUUUGUGCCUUUGCUAAAGGAAGGGCACUUACAUGGGAUAGAAAACCCUAUUGUCUCAAAGAAUACUCAACUUUUGACUGACAACCGGUUCCAACUCUCAAGGAUGAAAGUUUCCCCCAAACUGUUUUCAAAUUUGACAGUUUCAAAGAACUGAACAAUGCUUAUGAUAUUUCAAGUCGUAUCAUGUUUGGUAAUACUGUACAACCUUAAUUUGAACCUACUCAAUUUAUUGUUAGAUUUAUUUAUAUGUUUAGUAACAAAAUUCCUAAUGCAUCUAUAGAUCUCAUUGGUUUACUACAUGUUGAUCAACCUCCAAACACAAGAAUUGGAAACAGCGGCGCAGACAUCCGAGUCAUGGAUAUAUUUCUUGAGGAUUUAGAGCAAACUUAGAAUAUUUUUUCAUAUUGGUUUUUAUUUGUUCUUUUAUACAAUAAGUACCAAAAUCAAACUCCAAUGCAGUGGCGAGAGACUCCAUUGUACGCUUUGGAGUUCGGAUCAAAUGUUGGAGUUUUUGAAACAAAAACCACUGCAUCCAAUUGUGGCAAUCAUGCACCUUUGCAAAGGAACAGUUUAUCAUGGUAUAACCUACAUCUUUGUAUUUCUAUUAUUAAAAAACCGUGUUCAUUUUUUCAUAUGCAGGGAAGAACAAAGCAAUGACCUUCUUUGAUGUUACUAAACUAAUUCUUGAUCGAAAAUUCCCACCCAUCUUGGAGUUCAAGAAGAAGUUAUUGGAACGGGGUGUUACUUCACAUGAAGUUCUCAGCUUAAGUGCUUCUACAUUGAAAUCAAUGCCGUCACAGUUUGAUGUAAAGACUUUGGAAGAAGUUUGUGAAGAUUUUGAGAAAGGGCGUGUUUGGAUACUGUGUAAAAUUGUUGCCUUUGCACACUAUGGAUCAUGGUGCUAUACCUCCUGCAAAAAGUGUUACAAGAAGGUGAUACCUACAAAUGGAAUCAGCUUUUGUGCAGACUGUAACCUAGAUGGCUUUGUUCUCAGGUACCGGUUGCAAGUACGUGUUGUAGAUGAAACAAACAGCCUCACUUUGACCUUAUGGGAUAAGCAAUGUAUACCCCUUUUUGGAAGGCAUGCAGGAGAUUACUUACAUGACAGCGGUGAUGACACAGAAAUUCCCCAGGAGUUUAAUUCCAUCAUGUAUAAGCCACUUUUGAUUGAACUGGAAGUGAAAAGAACAGGUUCCACUUUCAAUCAAAAACAGUAUUCAGUGAAUCAGAUUAUCAAAGACAAAGAAGUCUUGGACCGUUUCCAAAUUGAUAGCUCUACCACACAGGGAUCUGUUACAAGUAAACCACACAAAUCCAUCGCUGAACCUAUUGACUUGGUGGGAUCAGAAACAUUCCCCUAUGAAGCUAAUGUUAAUAACCAAGGCAGUAAAGCAAGCACAAGUACUCCUAACACUAUUCUGAAGAGAGACCUCAACAUGGAAUAUGAAGAUCAAGCAACUCACUUGAAAAAGAAGCCCAAAGUCAGUAUCAAGUUUGAGAAAGAAUGAAUACAUAAAAACAUCCUCACCAGUAUAUAAUAUGUUUAUGUUUCUAUUUUAAAAAAUGACACUUCUGUUUGAGAAGUUUGCUUUAGUUACUAUUGAUAUGUAUGUAAUAUGUGCCUUUAAAUUAAAAAGAACUUGUAUUUAGCUUUCCAAAAACAGCAUCAUGCUCUGUAUAUGCCGCCGACUGUAUACUUCAUUUUAAUGCAGAUAUUAGUGCACAUAAUGAUGCCAUCUAAACUUCUGAUUUUGGAUUAAUAAAUCUUUGUUCAUUAU
Molecule: messenger RNA, 6449 nt
Organism: Cuscuta campestris
Lineage: Eukaryota; Viridiplantae; Streptophyta; Magnoliopsida; Solanales; Convolvulaceae
Source: the annotation of a GenBank genome assembly